Messenger RNA from Polychytrium aggregatum, 1941 nucleotides. RefSeq names its product hydroxymethylglutaryl-coenzyme A synthase C terminal-domain-containing protein. Bases 146 to 1522 code for a protein of 458 amino acids. The transcript has 5 exons. Gene Ontology annotation, molecular function: hydroxymethylglutaryl-CoA synthase activity. NCBI's taxonomy places the organism in Eukaryota, Fungi, Chytridiomycota, Chytridiomycetes, Polychytriales. Gene Ontology annotation, biological process: ergosterol biosynthetic process; acetyl-CoA metabolic process. The record is from RefSeq and is a predicted model, not a curated record.
CGGCCUCGGCAAUCGCCUUCCAGUUGUUCUCUGGCCACUUCCGCCAUAUAAGCCUGCCUGGCCUUGCUCGUCUUGCUCCUCCAUCCUGAGUCUGCUGUCGCCCCAGCCGUCUGCUCCCGCUCCAUCCGCACCUGUCUCUGCCGCCAUGCUGUCCUCUGCCUCCAAGAAGAACGAAGCCACCAACGUCGGCAUUGUCGCCAUCGAGUUCUACUUCCCCAAGAAGUUUGUUGACCAGGCCGAGCUCGAGCAGUUCGAUGGCGUCAGCGCCGGCAAGUAUACCAUCGGUCUUGGACAGACCCGCAUGGCCGUUUGCGAUGAUCGCGAGGACAUCCACUCUCUGGCUCUCACCGCCGUCCAGAACUUGAUGGAAAAGUACAACAUUGCCUACACCGACGUCGGCCGCAUCGAGGUCGGCACCGAGACCAUCAUCGACAAGUCAAAGUCCGUCAAGUCCGUCCUCAUGACCCUCUUUGAGGAGUCUGGCAACACCGACAUCGAGGGCAUCGACACCACCAACGCCUGCUACGGCGGCACCAACGCCCUCUUCAACUCGAUCAACUGGAUCGAGUCCUCUGCCUGGGACGGCCGCUACGCCCUCGUUAUCGCCGGCGACAUUGCCGUCUACGCUUCCGGCAACGCUCGUCCCACCGGCGGUGCUGGUGUGGCCGCCAUCCUCCUUGGCAAGGACGCUCCCAUUGUCUUCGAUGCCGGUGUCCGUGCCACGCACAUGCGCCACGUCUACGAUUUUUAUAAGGCCGAUCUCCACUCCGAGUUCCCCCAGGUCGACGGCCCGCUCUCCAACACCUGCUACAUCAGCGCCGUCGACACUUGCUACCAGCGCUACCUCAACAAGCUGCAAAAGUUCGACUCGGCCCUCCCCGCCCCCACCCUCGACGACAUUGACUUUUUCCUCUUCCAUUCGCCCUACACCAAGCUCGUCCAAAAGUCCUUUGGCCGUCUCGCCUACAACGACUUUUUGCGCGAUCCCGAGAACCCCAAGUACGCCGACUAUGCCCGCUUCAAGGACGAGUCCGUCGAGGGCUCCUACACCAACCGCGACCUCGAGAAGGCCUUUGUCGAGUUCACCAAGGCCAGCUACGCCAAGAAGGUUGUCCCGUCGCUGCUGCUGUCCAAGAACCUCGGCAACAGCUACUGCGGCUCCCUCUACAGUGGUCUUGCCAGCUUGCUGUCGGAAGUGCCCUCGGAGCAGCUGCAAAACAAGCGUGUCGUCCUGUUCUCGUACGGCUCUGGUCUGGCCUCCUCCAUGUUCUCCUUCACCGUCCGCGGCUCCACCGAGGUGAUUGCCGAGAAGCUCUCUCUCAAGAGCAGACUCGAGGCCCGCACCAAGAUCUCGCCCCAGCGCUUCGACGAGGUCAUGGCCCUUCGCGAAAAGGUCCACAACGUCAAGGACUACGAUCCCAUCGGCCCUGUUGACGAGGAGAACUUCUUCCCUGGAUCCUUCUACCUCGAGCGGAUCGACGAGAAGUUCCGCCGUGCCUAUGGCCGCACCCCCACUGCCUAAGCGCCGUCGGACCUGCCAGACCCCGGCCGACCGACUCCUGGACAUGGCCUGUCCGCUGCGCCGCACUUCCCUGUAUCCCAGCACACUCUCACCAUCAUGACCCCUUGUAUUCCUCGUUUCUGGGCGCUCUCGCUUGCCGCCCGGUGGUUGCUCCUUUGCGCUUUGUCGGCUCCUCCCCUCGAACCCUGCCCUUCUGUCCUCGCCCUCGACACACAUACGCACACUGGCUUUGCUUCAUAGAUCCUGCCUGCCUUCUGUGCUCCUCCGCCCCAGAGCCCGGCUGCGCAGGUCCGAGAUUCGAUCAAGCUCCUUUGCACACGUUUCUUUGGCUUUGCUUGCUAUUCCCAUCCCCGUCCGUAAUGCGCGGCAACUGCAUUUCCUCGCUCGGCCCCCAUGUAUAAAGUUUUUGUUCACAGAUA